UAAACGAACCUGGAUGAACACACUCAAGAGGUGUAAAAAAAACUUUACUUUAAAGUUGUGUUUUAUUUUAAUUUUAGUCAACAAGCUUAAUUUAAGGCUUUAUCUGUGGAUUUAAUUGCCACUUUUUUCAUUAACUAUGUCUGAUUAUAGUGUGUCCGCCGAUCCCAGUGUCAUGAUUUGCUCUCUUCAAGGCCUCUGGGGAAUUCCUUCACAUCUGGGACAAAGUUCACUCAGACUGAAAAAUGAGCUGAUUAGAUUUUUAUGGUCAAAGGUCAAGGUCAUUGAAACUUCACUUCUUUCCAUGGAAAAGGGUUGUCAAACACGUGGUCCACCUGCCAGAAAUGAUGACUGUUUCUGGUGGAAGUAGUUUGGACACACUCCUCGAAUUUCGACAUUUCACAGUGUGCACAAGCUUAUCCGUUGCAUUGCAUAACUAAAAACUGAUUGAAAUGGUUGAAUUUUGCGUGAUGACUGAUUAAUCGAACAACACAUGUCUGUGCAGCAGCGCCUUCGGUCGUCUCUGUUCGGUUGCAGUGUGGGAUGAAUAAUUGAUCAGCGGGCUGCUUCCAGGCUGUUGUACUAUCACAGAGACGGUGGGUGGGAGCCGCUGUCCGCCGAUGUCCGCUGCUGCUGCUGCUGGAAUAUGAUGGGAACAGGAAGUGAACGUCACUGACACAGGAAUGGGACUGAAAAAAGGAAAACACCACCAGGAUGAGGAGAAUGUCAAGCUCCUCGGCGUAGGAAACUAAACCCCGGCUUCAGCUCAGGAAAAGGAUGAGCUGCUGCGUCCGAGCUGGAUUUGAGGCAUCAGGAAGGGUCCCGGCGCGUUGCUAAAUGGAGUCGGAGCAGCUGUACCACAGAGGCUACUGCAGGAACAGCUACAACAGCAUCGCCAGUGCCAGCAGCGACGAGGAGCUGCUGGAUGGAGCCGGCGUCAUCAUGGACUUCCACACCACCGAGGACGACAACCUGCUGGAUGGGGACGCUGCCUCCCCAGGAUCUAAUUACGCCAUGUCAAACGGGGGCGGGGCUCCCAGCAGCUCCACCCACCUGCUGGACUUCCUAGAGGAGCCCAUCCCUGGUGUUGGGACCUACGAUGACUUUCACACCAUCGACUGGGUCCGUGAGAAGUGCAAGGACCGCGAGAGACACCGGAAGAUCAAUAGUAAGAAAAAGGAGUCGGCAUGGGAGUUCACCAAGAGCCUGUACGACGCUUGGUCCGGCUGGCUGGUGGUGACGCUCACUGGCUUGGCAUCAGGUGCUUUGGCUGGCCUGAUUGACAUUGCUGCUGAUUGGAUGAACGACCUGAAGGAGGGCGUGUGUCUGAGCGCCUUGUGGUUCAACCACGAGCAGUGCUGCUGGACGUCCAAUGAGACCACCUUCGCUGAGAGGGACAAGUGUCCUCAAUGGAAGAGCUGGGCUGAGCUAAUACUGGGGCAGGCUGAGGGCCCCGGCUCGUACAUCAUGAACUAUUUCAUGUACAUCUACUGGGCUCUGUCCUUCGCCUUCCUGGCAGUUUGUCUGGUUAAGGUGUUUGCGCCAUACGCCUGCGGCUCAGGGAUCCCAGAGAUCAAGACCAUCCUGAGUGGGUUCAUCAUCCGGGGCUAUCUGGGCAAGUGGACCUUGAUGAUCAAAACCAUCACUCUGGUGCUGGCUGUGGCGUCGGGCCUGAGCCUGGGGAAAGAGGGCCCCCUGGUCCACGUGGCCUGCUGCUGUGGGAACAUCUUCUCCUACCUCUUCCCCAAGUACAGCAAGAACGAGGCCAAGAAACGAGAGGUUCUCUCUGCCGCGUCAGCUGCCGGGGUGUCUGUAGCUUUUGGAGCACCAAUCGGGGGAGUCCUCUUCAGCUUAGAGGAGGUGAGCUACUAUUUCCCUCUAAAGACGUUGUGGCGCUCAUUCUUUGCCGCCCUGGUGGCAGCCUUCGUGCUGCGCUCCAUUAACCCGUUUGGGAACAGCCGCCUGGUGCUGUUCUACGUGGAGUACCACACGCCGUGGUACCUGUUUGAGCUCAUCCCGUUCAUUCUGCUCGGAGUGUUCGGGGGCCUCUGGGGCGCCUUCUUCAUCAAAGCCAACAUCGCCUGGUGCCGGCGGCGCAAGUCGACACGUUUUGGCAGGUACCCGGUGUUGGAGGUGAUCCUGGUGGCAGCCAUCACUGCGGUGGUUGCUUUCCCAAACCCUUACACGCGUAAGAACACCAGCGAGCUGAUAAAGGAGCUGUUCACUGACUGCGGUCCGCUGGAGUCUUCGCAGCUUUGUCAGUACCGCAGCCAGAUGAACGGCACCAAAGCCUUCUCUGAUGACCAGCCGGCGGGGCCCGGCGUCUACUCGGCCAUGUGGCAGCUGUGCCUGGCGCUCAUCUUUAAAAUCAUCAUGACUAUAUUCACAUUUGGACUCAAGGUACCGUCCGGGUUGUUCAUCCCCAGCAUGGCCAUUGGGGCGAUCGCGGGGCGGAUUGUCGGCAUCGCCAUGGAGCAGCUCGCAUAUUAUCACCACGACUGGUUCCUGUUCAAGGAGUGGUGCGAGGUGGGAGCCGACUGCAUCACUCCAGGGCUCUAUGCUAUGGUGGGAGCUGCAGCGUGCCUGGGUGGAGUGACUCGUAUGACCGUCUCCCUCGUCAUCAUCGUGUUCGAGCUGACCGGCGGGCUGGAGUACAUCGUCCCCCUCAUGGCCGCCGUGAUGACCAGCAAAUGGGUGGGCGACGCAUUUGGCCGAGAGGGAAUCUACGAGGCCCACAUCCGCCUGAACGGAUACCCCUUCCUGGAUUCAAAGGAGGAGUUCACGCACACCACGCUGGCCCGGGAGGUGAUGAGGCCCCGACGCAACGACCCGCCGUUGGCAGUGCUCACGCAGGACGACCUGACUGUGGAGGAGCUGCAGGGCAUUAUCAAUGAAACCAGUUAUAAUGGUUUCCCUGUGAUCGUGUCUAAGGAGUCCCAGAGGCUGGUGGGCUUCGCUCUGCGCAGAGACAUCACAAUCGCUAUAGAGAACGCUCGCCGCAAGCAGGAGGGCAUUGUGCUGAACUCCAGGGUGUACUUCACCCAGCAUGCACCCACGCUGCCCGCCGACAGCCCUCGACCCCUCAAGCUUCGCUCCAUCCUGGACAUGAGCCCCUUCACCGUCACUGACCACACCCCCAUGGAGAUCGUGGUAGACAUCUUCAGGAAGCUGGGUCUGCGCCAGUGCCUGGUUACUCACAACGGGAUUGUGUUGGGCAUCAUCACUAAGAAGAAUAUAUUAGAGCAUCUGGAGGAGCUCAAGCAGCAAUCGCCGCCCCUGGCGGCUUCUUGGUAUUAUCACAAAAAAAGAUAUCCUUCGUCACAUGGCUCAAAUGGCAAAUCAGGAUCCAGAGUCCAUCAUGUUCAACUGAUCCGCUCUUUCCAGGACGGCUGGGGUGGAGGGGGCAGCGAGGAGGAGGAGGAGGAAGAGGUGUGCCUCCUGAACGGCUCCAAUCUCUGACACUCGGACCCCGUUUUUGUUUGUUCGUUUUUAGUUCUCAGCUGUAGACCCUGAACCUCACUGACUGACUGACUGAGGCCUCCAGAGACUUUCUGGCCACCCGAGGAAAAGACGAUGACACGAGACUUUGUUCUCAUCGUCCGGCUGCCGAGGACACGAUGAGGUCACGGGUCGAAGGCACGCACACACACAAGGAAUGCACUUUUUACACACACACUUUUGCACUCGCAGACACCUCACACAUGCAUGCUGUACACACACAUACACACACACAAGACUCCCUAAACCUGUACAGCUACGCCCGUUUGCACUCUACACGUGCCUCACCCCUUUGUACUGUCUCCCUCCUCUGUGGUGGAAGCCGCCUGGCUGGGGUCAAAGGUCAGAAUGAACCGCCGACGAGGGACGCGAUGAGGGACCUUGAAGCCUCCAGGCUCUCAUUUAAAUAAAGUUUCAAAAAACAACAUAAAAACAACUCACUUCCCUCACCCCCGCGCACACCUGAGCUGUCCGUCCUGCAGAAGAUUACCUUGUUUACCUGUGAAGUGUGUGUGUGUGUGUGUGUGUGCAUGCGUGUGCGUGCUUGUUGUUAGCACCACUACAUUCCAGCCAGGUUAUCAUCGGAAGUGAGGGAUGUGCUUACUCUCCUCACCCCGAAAACACGGCGGCCUCUUGUGAUCGCAUCAUGGCACGCUGCUGCUUCCCUGGGUCAUGUGAAAAUGAGACGUCUGUAAGGUGUGUGUGUCUGUGAGGGAGAGAGAGUGAGUGCGAGGAAGGGAGGACGGUACUGUAUUUCAAGAACAAACGUGUUCCCAGUGAGGAGAGAAGAAGUGAAGAUCUCUGUGCAUCCAUUUCUGAGCCAGUUUUAGCUGUGUGUGUGUGUGUGUGUGUGUGUGUGUGUGUGUGUGUGUGUGUGUGUGAGUGAGUGUGAGAGAAAGAGAGAAAAGGAAGGAAAAAAGGAAAAAGGUUGAGUUUUGUGGAAUCGCAGUUUGUUUCUCCCCAUGUGACCUUUAGAUUAUUGCUCUCCAAUCAUUUCCAAAGUCUGCUUUAAGUGAUCAGUAACCUCAUCACUAACACGUCUCCUGUACCUUCAGCCCACCUUUAAUAAUUAUAGAAUAUAUAAAAGUUGAUCGUCUGAGCCCCCACAGGUGGUGUUUAACACUCCAAACUCAUUUACGUAACAAAGACUGACAGAAAGAGAGAUCGACUGAUCAGCACUCUGUGAUUGAUGUUUUGAUCCACAGAUUCUCAGUGUUUGGUUUAAACCUCCUUUUAGGUCUUUAAUAAACGUGCUUUGUCCCAACAUUCAGAGCCUGUGAAGCUGUAAAUCCUCACGUUUUAGAAGAUGAAGCCAGCAGACGGUCAUUAAACAUAAAACUUUAUCUGCACUACAGUGUUGGAGUUUGAGAGAUUUUUAUAUAGAGUUUGUGCUCUGAUCCAAAGCUGCCGCCACCUUAAAUCCACACGUAUUUGUUGGGUCAGACAUAUCAUUAACGCCUCAGAUGAAGCUUGCUUUUUGCCCCGCGUUGUUUUCAAGGUUGAAGAGAAUUGAAAAGAAUGAAACUGCAGAACAUCUGGCUGCAGCUGUCCACCACUUUCAAUCACACCAGGUUUCUUUCUUUUCUCCCGUCUGCCAAGUGCCUGGCACAAGUUUUGUUUUUUUGUUUUUUGUUUAGGCUUUUCACACCCCGAUCUCUCUGCUCCCUCUCUUUUUUUUUCUUUUUUUUAAAAUCAAACGUCAUCACUCGAUGAAGGGAAAUGAAGUGAGGUGUGUGUGUGUUCCUGUGUCCGUCUUUGCGUUGCAGUGACUGUCCUGCUGUGGUGUGACAGGAAGCGGCAGAGCAUCGUCUUUGUUACCUGUGGUGUUGCCUAACGUUGUGUUUCAUACUGAUCUCGAUGUUUUUCCUUUUUUUCUUUUUUUUUUUGUUUCUUUUUUUUAUUUAUGGGUAGUCUGGAUAGAGUUGUGCAUUACUAUAAUGAAUUUCAUGUAUGAUUACAACAAUUGUUUGAUUGUAUAUUAAAAAUAAAACCUGUAAAGAUUAAAAUUUGUUUUAAAUUAAAAAAAAAAGAUUCAAGUUGCA
Molecule: messenger RNA, 5537 nt
Organism: Oreochromis niloticus (Nile tilapia)
Lineage: Eukaryota; Metazoa; Chordata; Actinopteri; Cichliformes; Cichlidae
Gene: clcn3
Product: chloride channel 3
Exons: 15
Coding region: 835-3456 (873 amino acids)
Biological process (GO): transmembrane transport; chloride transport
Cellular component (GO): early endosome; plasma membrane; Golgi apparatus
Molecular function (GO): chloride:proton antiporter activity; voltage-gated chloride channel activity
Source: RefSeq, a predicted model, not a curated record